AUGGAAGGAGUUAACCAAACUAGGUUUGUUUCUGAGUUCAUACUCCUGGGACUGUCCCCUCGGCCUGAGGACCAAAAACCACUGUUUAUCCUCUUCCUCACAAUUUACCUGGUUACUCUAACAGGGAACCUGCUCAUCAUUCUGGCCAUCCGUUCUGACCCUCAUCUCCAUACUCCCAUGUAUUUUUUCUUGAGUUUUCUGUCUUUAACUGACAUUUGUUUCACUACAACUAUUGUCCCCAAGAUGCUAGUGAAUUUUCUGUCAGAAAAGAAGACCAUCUCCUAUGCAGGGUGUCUGACACAAAUGUAUUUUCUCUAUGCUUUGGGUAACAGUGAUAGCUGUCUUCUGGCAGUAAUGGCCUUUGACCGGUAUGUAGCCAUCUGCAACCCCUUCCACUAUGUCACUAUCAUGAACCAUCAUCGAUGUGCCCUACUGGUGACCUUCUCUUGCUCCUUUCCCCACUUCCAUUCACUUUUGCACACACUUUUACUUAAUCUUCUGACCUUUUGUGACUCAAAUGUUAUUCACCAUUUCCUCUGUGACCUCAGUCCUCUGUUAAAAUUAUCCUGCUCCUCCACAUUUGUCAAUGAGAUUGUGAUAGUGACAGAAGGAGCUCUUGUUUUGGUGACUCCCUUCCUAUGCAUUGCUUUCUCCUACAUCAGAAUCCUUGUUACAGUUCUCAAGAUCCCUUCUGCUGCUGGGAAACGCAAAGCCUUUUCCACUUGUGGUUCUCACUUCACUGUGGUAACCCUCUUUUAUGGAAGCAUCUUCUAUGUGUAUUUACAGCCUGUGUCUACUUAUACUGUCAAAGACCAUAUAGCAACAAUUGUCUACACAGUUUUGUCAUCUAUGCUCAACCCUUUCAUCUACAGCUUGAGAAACAAAGACCUGAAGCAGGGUCUGAGGAAGCUCAUAAGCAGAAGACACAUCUAA
Mus musculus (house mouse) is the source of this 933-nucleotide messenger RNA. It is a transcript of the gene Or1l8, whose product is annotated as olfactory receptor family 1 subfamily L member 8. NCBI's taxonomy places the organism in Eukaryota, Metazoa, Chordata, Mammalia, Rodentia, Muridae. Bases 1 to 933 code for a protein of 310 amino acids. The transcript has a single exon. Gene Ontology annotation, cellular component: membrane; plasma membrane. Gene Ontology annotation, biological process: detection of chemical stimulus involved in sensory perception of smell; signal transduction; G protein-coupled receptor signaling pathway. The record is from RefSeq and is marked provisional. Gene Ontology annotation, molecular function: G protein-coupled receptor activity; olfactory receptor activity.